Molecule: messenger RNA, 1338 nt
Organism: Acaromyces ingoldii
Lineage: Eukaryota; Fungi; Basidiomycota; Exobasidiomycetes; Exobasidiales; Cryptobasidiaceae
Product: acyl-CoA dehydrogenase
Exons: 1
Coding region: 1-1338 (445 amino acids)
Molecular function (GO): flavin adenine dinucleotide binding; oxidoreductase activity, acting on the CH-CH group of donors
Source: RefSeq, a predicted model, not a curated record
AUGGCGAAGCAGCAAGACCAGGGCAUAGCGCCCGAGGAGCCGUUUGGGAGCGUGCUGCCGUUUGCCGAACCGUCGUGGUACGGCGCGCUGGGCCGCACGAGCCCCUACUACGGCGAGUCGCACCGCCGGCUGCGGGCCUUUUGCCGCGAGUACGUCGACUCGUGGAUCGAUCAGGCGGGCGACUGGGAGGCUGCAGGCCAUGUCCCCGCCGAGCAGUAUGCCAAGCAUGCCAAGCUCGGCUUUGUCGCGACGUUUAUCAACCCCAUGGCGCCCGAAUACCUCGAGCAGGCGGGGAUCACGCUGCCUGCGGGGAUUCACAGCUCCGAGUGGGAUGCAUUCCACAGUCUUAUUGUCGCCGACGAGCUCAUGCGCUGCGGCUACCUCGGCGUCGUGUGGGCGCUGGGCGGUGGCAAUGCGAUUGGUGGGCCUCCGAUCGUCCGCUUCGGCUCCCGCGACGUCAAGGACGAGAUCCUGCCAGGCGUGAUGCGGGGCGAGAAGCGCGUCUGCCUGGGCGUGACGGAGCCUGGCGCCGGGUCCGAUGUCGCGCAGCUCAAGACGACGGCGGUGCGCUCGGCUGACGGGAGCCACUACGUGGUGAAUGGGCAGAAAAAGUGGAUUACCAACGCCGUCUUUGCCGACUACGUCACGGCCGUCGUGCGUACGGGCGAGCCCGAUUCUGGUGCGGCGGGGAUCAGUGUCCUCGUCGUGCCCCUCGCGCUGCCCGGCGUCGAGCGGAAGCACCUGGCCAACAGCGGCGUCGCCGCCUCGGGCUCGACGCUCAUCACGUUUGACGAUGUGAAAGUGCCAUCGCGCUACCUCCUCGGUCGUGAAAAUGAAGGGUUCCGAAUCGUCAUGUCCAACUUCAACGGCGAGCGCCUGGCACUGGCCAUCCAGGCGUGCCGCAUGUCGCGCGUGUGCAUCGAGGACAGCUACGCGUACGCAUGCAAGCGCGUCGUCUUUGGCCGCCCGCUGAUCGCCCAGCCCGUGAUCCGGGCCAAGAUUGCCGACAUGGGCCGCGCCGUCGAGCGGCUCCAGGCCUGGAUCGAGGCGCUGGCCCACACGGCGCGCGCAGCUACAAAGCAGGCCGGCGACAUGGACCUCGCCGGCCGCGUGGCACUGCUCAAGGUCGAGAGCGGCCGCUGCCUCGAGCUCGUCAACCGCGAGGCGCAGCAGAUCCUCGGCGGGCUCUCGUUCCAGCGCGGCGGCGACCACGCAGGCGCGCGCAUCGAGCAGAUCGGCCGCGACCUCCGCGUCAUGGUCGUCGGCGGCGGCAGCGACGAGAUCCUCACCGACCUGGGUACGCGCAUGGAGAAGAUGAAGGCCGACAGUCGGCUGUAG